UACCCCCCGGACCUGUUCCCGGGCGGCAAGGACGUCGAGACGGUGUACGGCACCGUCCGGGUGUUCGAGUGGGGGCCCGAGGACGGCGACAAGGUCCUUCUGGUGCAUGGCAUCGGCACGCCGUGCAUUGCGCUGGGCGGCAUGGCCUGGGAGCUUGUGCGGAAGGGGUACAGGGUGAUGCUCUUUGAUCUUUUCGGGAGAGGCUACUCUGACGGCCCGUCGAACGUGGCUUACGAUGAGUGUCUUUACACCACGCAGAUCCUCCUCGUCCUGGCCUCUUCGUCGCUGCCCUGGACCGGCGCGUCUUCCUUCUACCUUGUCGGCUAUUCGCUAGGGGGUGCUCUCGCUGUCGCCUUUGCGGCGUACCACUCCCACAUGCUGCGCUCCCUCACCGUCGUCUGCCCGGGAGGCCUCGUGCGCACGUCGCACCUCGGCUGGAAGAGCCGCCUCAUGUACUCUCACAACCUGCUGCCCGAGUGGCUCCUCCGGCGCUGGGUGCGAGCGCGCAUCGAGCCGCAGCACGGACAGAGCGCGGACGUGCCCGACGGCGACGAGGCAGAGGUCAACUUUGACGACGUGCCCAUCUCCGUCGUCAUCGCCGGCGGGAGGGAUAAGAGCAAGAGCACCACUACCACCGCCGUCGUACGGGUCGGGGACGUCGUGCGCUGGCAGCUGGCCGCCAACCCGGCCUUUGUCGACGCGUACAUGAGCACCAUUCGCUACGCGCCCAUCUACGGGCAGCAUGACAAGGUGUGGGCCGUCUUGGGCGAGAAGCUCGCUGCGAACAGGGAGCUUGGCGGCGUGGGCGGACUGCUGCAGCGGGUGUGCGUCGUCUUGGGCGAUCGGGAUACGCUCAUCAUCAAGGACGAGUGGAUCGAGGACACGAGGGCUGUUCUGGGCGAGGAUGGCGUGGAUGUGCGUGUGAUUCCGGGGGGCCAUGAGAUUGCCAUUUCAAAGGGCAAAGAGGUUGCUGAUGCUGCCGUUUCGUCGUGG
Trichoderma citrinoviride is the source of this 993-nucleotide messenger RNA. Its product is annotated as alpha/beta-hydrolase. The transcript is spliced from 2 exons. NCBI's taxonomy places the organism in Eukaryota, Fungi, Ascomycota, Sordariomycetes, Hypocreales, Hypocreaceae. The record is from RefSeq and is a predicted model, not a curated record. Gene Ontology annotation, biological process: regulation of lipid storage. Gene Ontology annotation, cellular component: endoplasmic reticulum. The annotation marks the transcript as partial.